AUGUAUUUCACGCAUUGCCCCGAGGAAUGAUACGUAACUACUGUACUAUUAUUAUUUUUUCGGCAGCUUCACUUAACUCACUGCAGAUCAUUAGCCAGUGCCUGCUAAUGCAGCUAGUAACACUCGCAGACUAUCUUUAUCAUCUCACCAUUCGCCACAGGUACUACUUAACCGAAGAUGAGUAAAUGCGUUGCAGCUGACAGCAGUAAUAGCUGCUUUUCAACCACAACUAUUGUUCUAAUACGUCACAGCUUCUUCAUUUCUAGGGCUGACACGUUUACAUCCACCCUGCAUCAUCAGGCCUUUUUUGCCAGUGCCCCAGUGCCCCGUGUGUACACAAUGCGAUGGUAUCUAAUCUGCUGGAGAAUAGGGCACCCAAAAAGACAAAGUCAUGCGCGAAGAUUACGGUGGGAUUUAAAUAUAUACAGCAGAAGCGUAGAGGACACUCAACAGCGUAGAUCGGAUGAUGAAAUCUCCUGUGCAGUCACUAGUAGAGUGUAAGCUGUGUGUGAUGUAUCAUAUUUGUUUCUAUAGCACGAUAGAGGCUUUGAUCUCUAAUACAACAGUUUGUUCGGAAUGAAAGGAUCCUCAUAAGAUCUUUCCCAUCAUGCUAUAUCCACGUAGGAGAUAUGAUUUAAAAGCUUCACCCAACACGUCUAGGUUCUUGAAUAGUCGUGUUCGAAAAGAACCAUAAGUACAUCGUACAGCAUAUCCCAAGCAGCAACCAGCGCAUCUUGAAUUCUUCCAGUUCACAUCCCAUCAAUUAAAAACCAAAACGCGGACAUUGAAUCUUUGAAUCUUGUACGCUACAUUGUAAGACAUCAGACUUCCGCAGGAUACUAGAUCUCGCUCGCACAUCUCCAAGGACUCUUGAAGCGACAGCGAUGAAGAUGCACCGGUGUCUGCUUUGUGUAGUCAUCGCGCUGAUGUCCGUGCUACACUGCAGCGGCCAGAGUUCGGAGGAACGGGCGCUGGGCAGCGAUCCCAACUAUCCGGAGCUGGAUCGCAGCAAGAUGCAGAUGGCCAGCCUGAACGGCUUGCUGGACACGCUGGAGCACGAUAGCACGCGACAGCUGGGCGGCGGACCCGACGACUACGAGCUGGUCGACAGCCUGGCGGCACGUCUUGGCUACCCGCAUGCGAACGGUGACAUCAAGCGAAGUUGGAGCAAGAUGAACGCGGCCUGGGGCAAACGUCUCAGUGGUGGCAAUCGGAAUUCCGGCUGGACCAAGUUUGGCGCGGCCUGGGGGAAACGAGAACCGGGAUGGAACAAUCUGAAAGGGUUGUGGGGUAAGCGCGCGGACAAGUGGGACAAGCUUGCAUCGGCUUGGGGCAAACGGCAGGAACUGAGUCGAAGUUACUAAAUAGCCUCCUGGCACGGGGGAUUAUGAAACUAGCACAUUGCAGCAUCCUAUCAUCCACCUACGCUUAACCGUGGCCCAAUAGCCAUGACGGAUAACCAGCAGCUCUACCACCCGAUUGAAGUUCCCCUCGCCCACUGCAAGCAAGUUAAGAAAAUCCAAAAGAAUACAGCAUCAGACAUUGGAGCAAAUCACGCUGGUGCAGACACGGAGACGGUUUUAUGAUCUCGUUAGCGUUCACUGUAACCAAUGCCACCAACAAUGUUAGUGUAAAGGAUCUAGCAAUGCAAAGAUUAUGCGGUUUUACACUAUUUACAGAUACACUAUUACACACACCACAUCACGCUAGUUGUACACAUUUCGCUUUGAUCAAAUCUUCCCGAUGUGACGAUGAAAAUCAAUUUUUAACCCUCGGUAAUCGUAAUGUUUAAUGAUCAAUGUAUAAAUAAAGAGAGAACAAACAAAAAAAGAAACGUACGCACACCAGCGGCAUGCAAUAUGUUUUGGAAUGAUAUCACAACCCGAAACUAAUCAAUCGAAAGCUUCCG
Messenger RNA from Anopheles coluzzii, 1909 nucleotides. RefSeq names its product cerebral peptide 1 (gene Mip). The transcript has 3 exons. Bases 885 to 1364 code for a protein of 159 amino acids. The record is from RefSeq and is a predicted model, not a curated record. NCBI's taxonomy places the organism in Eukaryota, Metazoa, Arthropoda, Insecta, Diptera, Culicidae.